CUAAAAUUACAUUAAUUUUUUGAACUUUAAUCAUAGUUCCUGAACACUUACAAUAGAAGUAUAAUACAUAAUAUCGACUCAUUCGUAACUCCCUGCUAUAACUUGAAAACAAUAAUGUUACAACCAAUAAAGCAUGUUUUAAAUCAGAAGCGGAUUAUUCUCGCGAGUGGUUCACCAAGGAGAAAAGAAUUGGUCGAGAAUAUUGGCCUAAAAGCAGAGCUUUGGCCCUCACUAUUUGAAGAAAACUUGGACCCGAGAUCCUUCAAGACCUUCUCAGCUUUUGUGGAAGAGACGGCUCUGCAGAAAGUACUCGAAGUAGAGGCUAGAGUGAUAGCCCAAGGGACACUUCCCGACGUUAUUAUAGGAGCUGAUACUAUGGUGACAAUGGAUGGCAACAUGUUUGGUAAACCAACCUCAGAGUCAGAAGCUUUUGAUAUGUUAAAAAGUCUUUCAGGUCGGAGUCACACUGUGUUCACGGGAGUGGUAGUGAAGCUGCCCAACAGAGUCGUCAAGUUCACAGAAACAACAAAUGUGAUGUUUGGCCAGCUAGACGAUGAUCAGAUCAAAGGUUACAUUGCUACAGGAGAACCAAUGGACAAAGCUGGAGGCUACGGUAUACAAGGCGUGGGCGGUACGUUCGUAGAGCGCGUGGAAGGGGACUAUUUCACGGUAGUGGGCCUGCCGCUGUACCGGCUGUGCUCCGUGCUCUACGACCUGUUCAAGGACAUAGAGGAGAUUAAAUAAAAGCUUCUUUAGCCAUUUUGGGCACUUUUGACAUGGUAAAAUAGCAUUGAACUAAUAUGAGCACCAUAUACAUGAUAUACA
Molecule: messenger RNA, 825 nt
Organism: Bicyclus anynana (squinting bush brown)
Lineage: Eukaryota; Metazoa; Arthropoda; Insecta; Lepidoptera; Nymphalidae
Product: dTTP/UTP pyrophosphatase
Exons: 4
Coding region: 115-744 (209 amino acids)
Molecular function (GO): nucleoside triphosphate diphosphatase activity
Source: RefSeq, a predicted model, not a curated record